Molecule: messenger RNA, 965 nt
Organism: Aaosphaeria arxii CBS 175.79
Lineage: Eukaryota; Fungi; Ascomycota; Dothideomycetes; Pleosporales
Product: Arginase/deacetylase
Exons: 2
Coding region: 45-965 (306 amino acids)
Cellular component (GO): nucleus; cytosol; cytoplasm
Molecular function (GO): arginase activity; manganese ion binding
Source: RefSeq, a predicted model, not a curated record
CUUAUCCCUAAGUACCUAGUCAUCUGCUUGUAAUACAAUACAGUAUGACUGCUUCAUCUAUCACCAUCAUUUUCUCUCCCUAUCAUGUUGGACUCCGGGACCAUCGCGUUGGCGACGGACCAAACCGUAUCUGCAAACUCGGCCUUAUCCCACAACUCGAAGAACUCGGUGUCGAAAUUCACUUCCACGAAAUCGGGCCUGUCGAUGACUUUGAGGGCGAAAUCGGGAGAAGUUUUGAGGUCCUUCGACGAACUUCGAUCGCUGUCUCACAAGCGCGAUCCCAAAACUCCUUCCCACUCGUGCUCUCCGGAAACUGUAUGAGUACUGUCGGUGUCGCAUGCGGUCUCGGUAUGAAUGAGCCAGGAUUCAUAUAUUUCGACGCACAUGAUGAUAUGGAUACACCUUCGACGAACUGGAAUGGAUAUCUCGAUGCAAUGGGGUUGUCGAUGUUGGCAGGUAAGAGUUGGCACUACCUGACGAGCACAAUACCGGGUUAUGGGCCGGUAAAGUAUGACAAGAUGUUGUAUAUCGGACUGAGAGACGUGACGAACGACCAGCGGAAGACGGUUCUGGAUGCUGGAGCGAAAGUCAUUUGGGGAAACGCGGACAAGCACGUAGACUACGCUAUGGAGCUGACGCAAGCUCUCGAACAGUCUCAAUUGUCACCGGCGUUAGUGCACCUCGAUCUUGAUGUGCUAGAUGAAAGUGUUGGCAAGGUGAACGGGUUCGAGAGCAAGGGCGGGCUGUUUGAAGACGAUUUGUUGAAGUGCACAAAGCUUAUACCACAAAAGGCCAUGCCGGUUUCGCUGACAGUGUGUUCUUUCAAUCCAAACCUGGGCGAUGGAGACAAGAUUGCUGAGAUUGGUAUAAAAGCUAUUAUUACCUUUGUAGAAUCACUGAUUAGUACUGCCGUGUUGGGAAUAAAAAGUUUUGUGGGUCUGAAGCAGGUCAAGAAAAGGACCUAA